AUGUCAGUCGAUUCGUCUUUCAUUACGACGUUUUACUAUCAUGGCGGCCGCCGUAGGCAGGAUUUGUGGGGCACGACUUUUGAAAAAUUAUGGGAUAGUUGGACCCAAGGUCCGUCAGCUGUCCACCACUGCUAAGGGAUGGACAAAGAAUAGGAAAUUGUGGUUAUCCACAUUGGGUGUGGUUGGUGGUGGAGUAGGUGCUCUACUGUUUGCCCUAGAGCAAUCCGUUGAAGCUUCUGAUGAUAGGGCCCAUGCAUUUCACCAGCCUUGGAGCCAUGAUGGCUGGUUCCAAUCUUUAGACCAUGCAAGUGUUCGCCGUGGCUAUGAAGUAUACAAGCAAGUGUGCAAAGCCUGUCAUUCUCUGCAAUACAUUGCUUUCCGUAACUUGGUCAAUGUUACCCAUACUGAAGACGAAGCAAAGGCUGAAGCAGCUGAGGUGACGGUAAAAGAUGGUCCCGAUGAAGAAGGCAACUACUUUGAGAGACCCGGAAAACUCUCAGACUACUUACCAUCUCCAUACCCCAAUGAGAAUGCUGCCAGAGCUGCAAACAACGGUGCUUACCCACCCGACCUGUCACUCAUAGUAUCAGCUCGCAAGGGUGGAGAGGACUACAUCUUUGCCCUACUGACUGGAUAUAUGGAUGCACCUGCUGGAAUCAUAUUGCGAGAGGGACAAAAUUACAACCCAUACUUCCCUGGCGGUGCUAUUUCUAUGGCACAAGUGCUGUUCGAUGAGGCAGCAGAAUAUAGUGACGGGACACCAGCAACGGCGUCCCAAUUGGCCAAGGACGUUGCCACUUUCCUCCGGUGGUGUUCUGAACCAGAACUUGACGAUCGUCGUCUUAUGACUAUCAAGGCCAUAGGCAUCUUUUCAGUGUUGGCCGCUAUAGUAUAUUACUAUAAACGGCACAAGUGGUCUACACUCAAAUCCAGGAAACUAGCCUACAAACCCGUCUCUAAGAAAUAAGACAUAGUAGUGUAAAGCGUAAAAUUUAGACAAUUUUUUUUCAAUAGGCGACACAAAUGUUAUUUGUUUAUAAUUAAAAUAAUUUAUUUCAUACGAAAUUUUUUCUUUUCUGUUAUUCUAAAAUCAUGUUCACGCUUUGCUGACCGCGGUUACCAUUCAUACCUGGCUAGUUUUAGCGGGGUAAUAUUAUAACUGUUAAUAAUUUAUGUAAUGUUAAACUUGUAUUAACGUCUGUCGUAUGGUGAAUGCGGCACAGUUGGUACAAUUGUAAGCUGUGCAAGUGAUGUUCCAUGAAAAUUAAACUAUGAAUCCGUGUACAGUUCAAUAAAUGAGUUAUUGAAAAUCGUGG
Molecule: messenger RNA, 1316 nt
Organism: Vanessa atalanta (red admiral)
Lineage: Eukaryota; Metazoa; Arthropoda; Insecta; Lepidoptera; Nymphalidae
Gene: Cyt-c1
Product: cytochrome c1-2, heme protein, mitochondrial
Exons: 7
Coding region: 41-967 (308 amino acids)
Biological process (GO): mitochondrial electron transport, ubiquinol to cytochrome c
Molecular function (GO): heme binding; electron transfer activity
Source: RefSeq, a predicted model, not a curated record